Molecule: messenger RNA, 1621 nt
Organism: Lingula anatina
Lineage: Eukaryota; Metazoa; Brachiopoda; Lingulata; Lingulida; Lingulidae
Product: peripheral plasma membrane protein CASK
Biological process (GO): protein phosphorylation
Molecular function (GO): protein binding; protein kinase activity; ATP binding
Source: RefSeq, a predicted model, not a curated record
GCAGCAUUGUCCCAGAAUGCAGUGUUGCGGAAAGAUCGUCCAAUGGCGUCCACUUGAUCGUGCCGCCCGGCUAUCGUUAUUAAAACCGUGUGCUUUCUAAAAGACCUGUUACCCAAAGGAUUAUAUAAAUUCCCUGAGACACACUUCGCCUUUUAAGGAUAAUGCUCUAGAGGUUUCACAUUGAUUCCAAGCAAGGAAAAUGGCUGAUGAAGAAGUGUUAUUCGAUGAUAUAUACGAGCUGCAGGAAGUCAUAGGAAAAGGGCCGUUCAGCGUGGUGAGGAGAUGCGUCCACAAGGAGUCCCAGCAGCAGUUCGCUGUAAAGAUCGUGGAUGUGUCCAAAUUUACAUGUAGCCCUGGACUCAGUACAGAUGACCUGAAGCGUGAAGCCACAAUCUGUCACCUGCUGAAGCACCCACACAUUGUAGAGCUACUGGAGACGUACAGCUCUGAUGGCAUGCUGUACAUGGUGUUUGAGUAUAUGGACGGCGCAGACCUGUGCUUUGAGAUUGUGAAGAGAGCUUCUGCGGGGUUUGUCUACAGUGAAGCUGUUGCCAGUCACUACCUCCGACAAAUUUUAGAGGCCUUACGUUACUGUCAUGAAAAUGACGUCAUCCAUCGCGACAUGAAACCCCAUUGUGUUCUAUUGGCUUCCAAGGAGAAUUCCGCUCCUGUAAAAAUUGGUGGAUUUGGUGUCGCAAUACAGCUUCCAGAGUCUGGAAAGAUAUCCGGAGGUCGUAUCGGCACCCCGCACUUCAUGUCCCCCGAGGUGGUGAAGAGGGAGCCUUAUGGGAAACCCGUGGACGCGUGGGGAGGCGGAAUUCUUAUGUAUAUUCUACUCAGUGGGUCACUGCCUUUCUACGGCACCAGGGAGCACCUGUUUGAGAAUAUUGUGAAUGGAAGGAUGCAUAUGAAACCUAAAAUCUGGCAGUUUAUUUCCGAGGACGCCAAGGAUUUAUUGUACAGACUUCUGGAGUUGGACCCAGAUCAUCGCUACACCAUAGAAGAGGCACUGAACCACCCCUGGAUAAAGGAAAGAGGGAAAGCGCCAAGACUGCAUUUAGCUGAAACAGUGGAGGAAAUGAAGAGAUUUAAUGCUAGGAGAAAACUUAAGGGCGCUGUCUUGGCUGCCGUGUCUAGCAGUAAAUGGGUCGACUUUUACAAUGACCCAAACCCUGCUGCCAACGGCAUGGACUAUAUGGAUGAGUAUACUUCAUCUGUUAAAAAUGCAGAGAACAUGGGAGCAGUGUCCCAGAUCCUGGACAGUCUAGAGGAGAUCCAGUGCCUGACAGACUGUCACCUCAAUGACACAGACUUCCUGGAGCGCAUUUUCCAAGAUCAGCAACUGCAUGCCCUGCUGGAGCUCUAUGACAGAAUUAACACACGGUCGCUCAGUCCCACGAGGCCUCCGCCAUCAGACUCGGUGGUUAGAGCCAGAGAGGUUCUGGAUGCUGUUCAAGAACACUCGCCGAUCACGGCCAAAGAGACGGAAGAACUUCGUCAGAUACUUACCAGUCCUAACUUUACUUAUUGCUGUGGGAAAGUGCAAGUUGGAUUCCUUCUUGAUAUUGAUAGUAUUGAACCAGUAAACCUCUUUAGUAGUGGAAAGUAUGUGUACCAUUGA